Molecule: messenger RNA, 816 nt
Organism: Planococcus citri (citrus mealybug)
Lineage: Eukaryota; Metazoa; Arthropoda; Insecta; Hemiptera; Pseudococcidae
Exons: 2
Coding region: 110-775 (221 amino acids)
Source: RefSeq, a predicted model, not a curated record
ACGCAUUGCUGUGCGAUGUGUUUGACUAUUCUCACUCUCUGUAGCCUCUGAAGUUACUACGCUUUUAAUCUACUCGUGUAAAAAACAAAAAACAAAAAACAGAAGAAUUAUGAAACCUGCAGUCAUCGUUUUAUUAAUUGCAGUAAUGUGCAUCCAAUGCGAAUUAUCAUUCGGUAAUCAGACAAAAAAAGUAAAUCGAAGAAGAAUUAUUGCGAAGAAGCCCCAACCUAUAAAAGCCACCAGCAAUGGACAAUAUGGGCCUGGUGCUGGACACUAUGGGACUGGCACCGGACAGUAUUGGCCUGGCGCCGGACAGUAUUGGCCUGCCGCCGGACAGUAUUGGCCUUCCGCCGGACAUUAUGGACCUACUGCCGGACAUUAUGGACCUGGCGUCGGACACUAUGGACCUGGCGCCGGACAGUAUGGGCCUGCCGCCAUAUCAAUAGGUCAGAUCAUGACUUCAGAUAAUGCCGAUGAUACAAAUACCACUGUGAUAAAAGGAGAAAAUGGUGUGAUUACUGUCAAUGGAAAAGCUGUACAGAAGAAUGACAAGCAAUUCGUGAAGGGAAUCGUCACCAUGAAUAUUUUGAAUGGUCGUAUUUUAAUUAAUGAUAAUGUGGUCUUCGAAAAGAAACCUUCUUCACCGAAUAAUUCUGGAAGUUCGAUUAUCGCUUCAAGUGGAAUCAAGUAUUUUACAAUAAAAGUAAGGGAAAAUGGUAGUGUAGAAUAUAGUGAUAAUAAGCUUGGAGGUGGAAAGAUUAAUGCACAUCUGUGAUUUGCUUUGAAAAUUGAAAUAAAUUGAUUGAAUUUAUGGAA